AAAAAGAUGUGACGUGGCUAAUGAUGUCGGACAAACGGAGAGGAAAACUGUACUUCAUAUUGAAUUUGUAAUAAAACCUUAACGUUGUUUGUGUUCGUACAAAUCAAAGCGUGGGCAGAAGAAAAGUGAGUUUUUUGUCCUUAUUUUUCUACCGGAAUAGAAGCAGCUGUUAGCUCUUAGCUGUUAGCAUCGUCAUCUGAGAGUAAAGGUCAAACCCUGCUCCAGUGAGACCUCGGUUCAGAUCCUGACUCCGCCCCCUGUUUUAAACACGUCUGUUCUUUUAAAGGGAUGAGACGUUAAAAUGUCUGACAGUCGAGUGUCCCAGCGUCCAGAGGAGGACGCCGUACCUGCCGACGCCGCGUCUUCACCCGACGUCUCCACGGACGUGGCUCCGACCAGGAAAGCCAGGAGGAGGCCCGAGGUCCAAACUAUGGCUCCAGAGAAGGAGGAGGGGUCGAAGAGAGAGGAGGAGGGGUCGAAGUCUCAGACCACGGUGUCCACAGAGGCUCAGAGUGGGUGGGGCUACUGGGGCAGUUGGGGUAAAUCUUUAUUGUCCACAGCAACUGCGACCGUGGCCACAGUGGGUCAAGGUCUGGGUCAGGUGAUGGAGAGAGCAGAGAGCACCCUGGGAAUUCCCAGUCCCACGGAACUGUCCGCUCAGAUGGAAGAAGAGGAAAAACAACGAGGUGAGAAAACAUCAGUGUCAAAGAGGUCAGAGGUCAUGCAAGAGUUUGACUGUGUGUGUGUGUGUGUGUCAGGUGGGUCUACGACACGUGAUGUCACCAGUGACACGGACUCGUCCCUGGGUGGAGCCAUGGGAAUGUUGUCGUCUCUGAGCAGUGUGGUCCAGAGCACAGGGAAGACGGUGAUCAGUGGAGGACUGGACGCUCUGGAGUUCAUCGGCAAGAAGACGAUGGACGUGAUCGCAGAAGGAGACCCGGGUUUUAGGAAAACCAAAGGAUUGAUGAACAGGAACGCCACUCUGUCCCAGGUGUUGAGGGAGGCCAAGGAACGUGAGGAGCUGCAGACGGAGGAGACGGAGUCGGCAGAUUCAGACAGGAAGCUGGUCGCUCACUACGGCGUGCUGUUUGAUGAGUUCCAGGGUUUGUCCCACCUCGAAGCCCUGGAGAUUCUGUCCCGGGAGAGUGAGUCCAAGGUGAAGUCCGUCCUGACCACUCUGUCAGGUGACCAGCUGCAGCAGCUCAAACGUGAACUGCAAACCAUCAAAGAACCGUUCUCGCUGGUGGAAUUUGACGAGGAGGAAGUGGACGAGGACAAAGGUGGAGACGGCGCCGGGUGUGAAGAGGAGCUGACCAGGGUCCUGGACGGUCUGGGUGUCCCCGCGGCAGCUGACCACCUGAUCACAGCCUGUAAAGACGCCAGCGCUCAGAUCAGUCACAUGACCUCGGAGCACGUCGACAGAGGAGAGGAGGAGGUGGAGGAGGAGCAGGAGGAGGUGGAGGAGGUGGUGCAGGAGGAGGAGGUGCAGAGUGUGGAGGAGAUUCACGCUGCCGCCAUCAGGACACUGGCGGAACUGACGGCUCGAUCCAUCCAGCUUUUCCACAAACUGGCUGAGAAGAUCCUGUCGUCCAGCUGUGAAGCAGACGCUGCCGUCCUGUCACGGUUGACCCUGGUUUUGUGUAAACAAGUCUCACUGCUGUCCAAGAAGUUCACUUCCUGUCUCACCUCAGCGGGGACCAACGACAGAGGAGACGUCCUGAACCCAAUGAUCACCAACGUCUUCCUGGAGGCGUCCAACAGCGCCUCCUACAUUCAAGAUGCAUUCGUGCUCCUGCUGCCUGUUCUGGAAGUUUCUCACAUCCAGAGGAGAAGCUCAGAGCAGCAGGGGACGGAACCGAUUCAGUCUGAGGAACCGUUGAACAGAGAGACCGAUGUUGGUUUAAAAUAAAGAGUUGAGUUUGAA
Molecule: messenger RNA, 1924 nt
Organism: Cynoglossus semilaevis (tongue sole)
Lineage: Eukaryota; Metazoa; Chordata; Actinopteri; Pleuronectiformes; Cynoglossidae
Gene: fam114a2
Product: family with sequence similarity 114 member A2
Exons: 13
Coding region: 302-1909 (535 amino acids)
Source: RefSeq, a predicted model, not a curated record